This is a messenger RNA of Symbiodinium natans, 1173 nucleotides long. NCBI's taxonomy places the organism in Eukaryota, Dinophyceae, Suessiales, Symbiodiniaceae. The record is from the annotation of a GenBank genome assembly.
AUGGGAAAUAUAGGCAGCACGUGCAUGCGUGAUUGGGCCCGCACGGAUGAUGCGGAACAGCCAUUGGUCAAGUUGGUGCCGCUUCUCUGUCCAGGGACCGCCAAUGCUACUUCACAGGUAUCCAUCGAGCGGGUUGGAGCGAAUGGGCAGGACUCAGCGGAGCCAGCAGAUUCAAACAUAGAGCUUCCAGUCAAUGGUAACCAGCAGAUUUUUUUUCAGCAAGGCCACAACUCGUCUAGCUCCAGAUCCAGCUGGUCUGGCAAGGAUCCCACUAGCGUUCCUCCGGUGCCAAACUGGUUUCAGGUGUAUGACAAGAGCAAGGGAGCUUUGCCCAAGGAGUCGCCCCGUUUCGAUGAGGUUUCCACUAUGGCUACACCUCGGGAGCAGGUCGGUGGUGAAUUUCGAACUCCAGGACCCACACCCCGAAAGGAGUUCAAAGCUCCAGGCCUGGAUGAGGGCAGACGCGACGGGGACAUGCACUACGAAGGGACUUACCUUGGAACCAUGAAGCAUGGUCGAGGGCGCUUGAGAAUGCCCAACUACGUGUACGAGGGCGAGUUUCAAAACGAUCUGAAGCACGGGAUUGGCAUCCUUCUGUGGGAUGAUGGAAGACGCUACGAGGGGGGGUUCCAGCAAGGACAGUUCCAUGGUGCGGCCGUCAUGCACUGGCCCGAUGGACGACGGUACAUCGGACAGUACUCCGAGGACAGAAAACAUGGGGAGGGCACCUUCUCAUGGCAGGAUGGACGAAGAUACGAAGGACAGUGGGUAGCUGGCAAACGACAUGGCAUCGGGACGUACACCAACGCCAAGGGUUUCACACGCCGUGGCACCUGGCAGCUCGAUCGACCCAUAAAGUGGGAGGAGCCGACGGAGCCGGCCACGACGCCCAGCAAACUUCAGGCGCAAGUCCCAUCACGCCAGCCAGAGCCACGGCCUCAGAUGGCUGUUGCUUCCCCUUGUGAGGACACGGCCCAAACUGUAGGGAGCCGAGAACUUUACUUCAGGACACUAUCAGCAGAAGAGGAGGCCGUGUCUCCUUCAUACCUGGGGAGAGACAAGCCUUCUUUCCUGGGUCAGAUCGAGGGGACAUACGCAGCUUCUGAUUUUGAGAAGCAGCGUCAUCCGCGCGAUGGUUCCUUGACGCAGGUCCUCGAAGUCAGCACACUCUGA